GUGGGAAUGACGUCAUGGUCGUUGUUUCGAAUGUCGGCAGCUAGCGCUGGUUAGGAGGCCGCGGGGACUGAAGAGGACACAUAACUUGAGGCAAAUCUGAAAACCAGUGGUCGUCGAAAGUGUGCGUUUCAGGAAUAUCCUCUCCCAUCCCCCUUAUCCCUCAGUUUGUCAGAAAGCAUGGCUCAGGAGACCAAUCAGACGCAGGUGCCAAUGCUUUGCACUAUGGGAUGUGGUUUCUAUGGUAACCCUCGCACCAACGGCAUGUGCUCGGUCUGCUACAAGGAACACCUGCAGAGACAACAGGGCGGGGGCCGAUCCAGUCCCCCAGGAGAGAAAGCUGCUACAUCACCAGUAGGGUCCCCAGGAGUGGCUGGUGUGUCUGUGGAGAGCAUAUCCUCGGAACCCAGCACAGAGGGGGUUGGAACCCCACCUGAGGAGAGAACGCCCAGUCCUAGCUCUCCCAGCCCGGUAACCCAGCAGAUGACGGCCAUGAGCAUCUCCCAAGAUGUGGGUGCUGUGGACUCUGAUCGAGCUGAAGCAGAAGAGGAGGAGGAGGAGGGAACAUCCAAAAACACAGGGCCAACGGGAGAAGCAGCACAGGCUUCUGACGGUGAGCAGACCCCUGAUAAAAACAAGAAAAAAAAUCGCUGCUUCACCUGCCGGAAGAAAGUUGGCCUCACUGGUUUUGACUGUCGCUGCGGUAACCUGUUCUGCGGCAUCCACCGUUACUCUGACAAACACGACUGUCCCUACGACUACCGGGGUGCCGCUGCCGCCCGCUUACGCAAGGAGAACCCCAUCGUGGUGGCUGAGAAAAUCCAGAAGUUAUGAGGACUGAAUGCUAAGCAAGUCUCUUGACGCUGUAUGGUUUUGGAACAAUGGCGACUUGGAUGAAAGCUCCUGAUAAAACUGCUUCAUUUGUUAAUGGUAGUCUAAGAUGGGUGGGAUGGUGCGAUCACAGCCUCUGUCCAGUGCUCCCUACAUUAGCAUCUCUCUCGCUCUCUCUCUUUCUCUCCUCCAGCAAAUAUGAGACUGAAUGUGUGUGUGUGUGUGUGUGUGUGUGUGUGUGUGUGUGUGUGUGUGUGUGUGUGUGUGUGUGUGUGUGUGUGUGUGUGUGUGUGUGUGUGUGUGUGUGUGUGUGUGUGUGUGUGUGUGUGUGUGUGUGUGUGUGUGUGUGUGUGUGUGUGUGUGUGCAUUUUCUUGAGAGUCAGGGAGAAAACAGUAGGGACAGGAUGGGUAUUACGUGUUGCUGUGGGGAGGGACAUUUUGAUUUCUGCCCCUUUUUGUUUUUUCCCAAUUUUGGGGACCUUGUGGGUUUAUUUUUAUUCAAUCUCUGCAAAGCAGUUAAAACGAGACAGGUAAGCUGUUGAGUGUGUCAUAGCUUGCAUAAAGACACUUGGGAGGUCAAUUGGGGAAACGUAACCUAAAGAACCUGACUGGGAGUUUUCAUGUGUCAACAAGAUCUUUUACCUUGAGGACAUGAAUUAUCCUCUCAGGCUAAAGAAAUGAUGUCAACUUUGAGUCAAAUUGGCUGUUUUUUUUCUUUCCUUUUUUCUUUAUCCUUGUAUUCACCCCAUAUCACCCAGGUCUCCACAAUUUCCAGAAAAGUUUCUCUGAUAUUUUUACUUAUUAUACUGAUGUUUGGUGCAUGAACUGUUAUUGGAGUGGGUAGG
This is a messenger RNA of Lampris incognitus (smalleye Pacific opah), 1673 nucleotides long. RefSeq lists its product as uncharacterized. Gene Ontology annotation, molecular function: zinc ion binding; DNA binding. Lineage: Eukaryota; Metazoa; Chordata; Actinopteri; Lampriformes; Lampridae. The transcript is spliced from 6 exons. The coding region runs from base 178 to 831 and encodes 217 amino acids. The record is from RefSeq and is a predicted model, not a curated record.